This is a messenger RNA of Scomber scombrus (Atlantic mackerel), 1226 nucleotides long. RefSeq names its product synaptotagmin-16-like. The record is from RefSeq and is a predicted model, not a curated record. Bases 69 to 1094 code for a protein of 341 amino acids. NCBI's taxonomy places the organism in Eukaryota, Metazoa, Chordata, Actinopteri, Scombriformes, Scombridae. The transcript is spliced from 4 exons.
CUCUAUCAGGCGCCAGGGACAGUCCCACACUCAGUCUGAACCGGCACCCCGCAGACGGCAGCGAAGACAUGGAGACGGCCGUGGACAAAAAUGACGCAACAGACAGCUCCUCCACCUGGAGCCCUGAGCAAGAGCAACCUCCCGUCGAUGAGGUCACGUCCCAGCCGAAAGGUUCUUCCCCUCGACCCCCCAUCUCCAAAUGUGGCGACCUGGUUCUCUCUCUGGAGUACCGUCCCAACACGGAGAAGCUACUGGUCUGCGUGGUCGCGGCGCGGGACAUUCCCGACAAGGCGCGUAGCGGGAUGGACUCCUGGCAGGUGCACAUGGUCCUGCUUCCCUCCAAGAAGCAACGCCACAAGACGUCGGUGCAGAAAGGCUCGCAGCCGCACUUCAACGAGAACUUUCGCUACUCGCGCGUGGAGCCGUCCGACCUGCAGAUGUCGGCCAUCAGGUUCCGGCUGUACGCUCUCGGGGGAAGGAUGUCCCGCGAGCGCAUGAUGGGAGAGAAGAUACUGCGUUUAGGAGAGCUCGACCCGAACGGAGGGACGAUGGAGACGACGCUGGUUCUGGAGCCUCGUAGUAACCUUAAGAGUUUGGGCUCCCAGCUGAGCCUGUCUGCCGUGUCUCAGAGCGACAGCGCCUCCUCCACUCAGUCUCUGACCCACGGCGGCGUCCCCGAGCUGCUGGUUGGACUCUCCUACAACGCCACCACGGGACGCAUGUCUGUGGAGCUCAUCAAGGGAAGCCACUUCAGAAACCUGGCCAUCAACCGGCCACCAGACACCUACGGGCGUCUGACGCUGCUGAACUCGGUCGGUCAGGAGAUCUCGCGGUGCAAGACGUCGGUGCGUCGCGGCCAACCCAACCCCGUCUACAAGGAGACCUUCGUCUUCCAGGUGGCGCUCUUCCAGCUGUCGGACGUCACGCUGCUGGUCUCCAUCUACAACCGGCGCAGCAUGAAGCGCAAAGAGAUGAUCGGCUGGUUCGCUCUGGGGCAGAACAGCAGCGGCGAGGAGGAGCAGCUCCACUGGCAGGACAUGAAGGAGAGUCGAGGACAGCAGGUCUGCCGCUGGCACAUCCUGCUGGAGGCGUAACGCUACCUGCCGGCCAGGAUUUAGUGGUGUUGUUUUUUCUUUUCUUUUUGAAGCGAAAGGAGAGUUUAUUCUUGAGUCGGAAGGUUGGAAAGUACUGAGGAAAAAGAAGAUGAUGCACGAGGUUUCAAGGAC